GGACCCCCAAGCAGUCCCUGUCCCUCUGUCCCCCUGUCCCUCUGUCCCCCUCCCAGUCCUCUCCCAUUCCCUUCAUCUCUCACUUUCUGUCCAGGUUUUUCUCUGUGGUUCCUGCACAGCUUAUGGCUCUCCCCACAGUCCCAUUCAUUCCCCUCUUUCUCUUCCCAUGGCAUUUCUGGGGUUGCCUGCACAUGUCCUGGUCCCCCCAGCACGAGCCCAGCACGAGGCUGGGCUGGGGAUGUGUCACUGGCUCUGUUAUUCCCCUUCUUAGCCAGGAAAAUAGACCGGAGGUCACUCAGCCACCCACUUGGUGACAAGAAGGGAACAAUGCAGGGAGGCCCCAUCUACACCAAGCUCUGACACCAGCUUGUCAGCCUGACCCAGUGGUGGCACCUGGGCAUGUCUGGUCCUGGCAGGGCUGGGCAGGAUGCUCAGUGCCCUGGAGUGCUGCAGUGGGGCAGGGCCACAUGUCACCAGGCUGGGCACCGGCUGCCACCCUCCUGUCCCACACAUGGGGCACAAACAGCUCCAUCUUCCCGCUGUGGUUCUCCUGUCUGCCCCCAGUUGCCUCUUGCCCACUUCCUCCUUCUCAGGGUUGUGUGAUGGCAGCUGGAAAUCUCUCCCCCCUCGAUGGCUGGAUCCCCUGGAUGCUGGUGGCGGUGGUGACAGCUGGCAGUCACCUCAUACUUCAGUCUGGCCGCGCACCCGCAGGGCUGUGGGCACGACGUGGCGUGACGUGGUGGAGCCAAAGGGAGGGCGUCAGCAGGGAAAGGGACUGGUGGCAGUCCUGCUGUGUCACCAGCCCCGUGCCAUUUGUGCUGGCCCGGCUGGCUCAGUGGCUGCUCCACAGAGAUGUCCUGGCUGGUGCUGUCACCUGCUUCUGCUGCUGCCUGUGUCACCCUCCUGCUCGGCUGUGCCUGGCUUGGCUCUGCCACCCAGCCCUCCUCAGCGCUGGUCAGAGGGCGAUCCCUGCUCCGCCUCACUCCCCAGGAGAAGAACGUGUGCUCCCAGGCCUCCGAGGAAGAUUUUCUCAACAGCACCCUCAGCACCCGCCUCCUGCCUGCCCUCUACUCCGUGGUGCUGCUGGUAGGGCUGCCAGCCAACGCUCUGGCCUGCUGGGUCCUGGCCACCAACUUCAGGAGAUGCUCCAGCACCAUCUUCCUGCUCAACCUGGCUGGGGCUGACCUGCUCUUUGUCCUCCUGCUGCCCUUCAAGAUCUCCUACCACCUCCUGGGCAACCACUGGCUCUUUGGGGACUACCUGUGCCGCACCAUGGUGGCCUUCUUCUACGGGAACAUGUACAGCUCCAUCCUCUUCCUCACCUGCAUUGGCCUGGAUCGCUACUUCUCCGUGGCACACCCGUUCCUGUGGAAGGGCUCCAGCCGGACGAGGGCCAAGGUGGGCAUCUGUGUGGGCAUCUGGCUGGUGGUGGGGCUGGGCAUGAGCCCCCUGCUCUUGCGCUCCCACACACACAACAUCUCCAGCCUGAACAUCACGACGUGCCACGACGUGCUAGAAAAGGAAACCCAAAGGUUCUUUGGCUACUAUUUCCUGUCCCUGGUGGGGCUGGGCUUUGGCCUGCCCUUCGUGCUCAUGACCGUCUCCUACAGCUGCAUCCUGGCACGGCUGCUGGCCAAGGGAGGGAACUACCGGCAGGUGGUGCGUGUCCUGGCCCUGGUCCUCGUGGUCUUCAUCCUCUGCUUCACGCCCAGCAACGUGAUGCUCUUCAUCCACUACCUGCUGGAGCCCACGGGGUGCAACAACAGCACCUACAUCUCCUACGCCCUGGUCCUGGUGCUCAGCGCCUGCAACAACUGCUUUGAUCCCUUCAUCUACUUCUACGUCUCCCAGGAUUUUCGGGGCUGGGUCCGGGAUGCAGGAGGCCGUUGCCUGCAGGGGCUCGAGGCCUCGUUGGGGAGGUCCACAGAGAAGAUGGCCUUGCCCCUGAGGUCCAGCGGGCAGAGCUAGGGCUGCCAAGCCAUGCUCCCAUGCCUUGGGGAUGAGGGAGCCUGAAGCGUGCCCACCACGAAGGGCUGGAAAUAGACUUGGGAAAAAAUUCCCACCUGGAUCUGAGGUUCACGAGGAUUUUGCCUCAUUUUUGCUCCCCUGAUGGCAGCAGUGCUGCCCAAUCCCAUGGGACCCCCAGCUGGGUGCCUGGCACCCUGAUCUCCCCAUCUGCCGGACCCUGGCAUCCUUCACCCCUCCUCCUGCAGUGAC
Messenger RNA from Parus major (Great Tit), 2217 nucleotides. Its product is annotated as proteinase-activated receptor 3-like. The record is from RefSeq and is a predicted model, not a curated record. Bases 853 to 1968 code for a protein of 371 amino acids. Gene Ontology annotation, molecular function: thrombin-activated receptor activity. Gene Ontology annotation, cellular component: membrane. The transcript has 2 exons. Lineage: Eukaryota; Metazoa; Chordata; Aves; Passeriformes; Paridae. Gene Ontology annotation, biological process: phospholipase C-activating G protein-coupled receptor signaling pathway; blood coagulation; positive regulation of Rho protein signal transduction.